GCGUUGAAACGGGGGAUGUCAUCGCACAAACCUGGCAACGUUGACUAUGCGCUGGAUAAAGCAGCCAGUAUGGCGGACAGCGAGAGCGAUUUGGAAACAGACGGGCUUGAAUUAGCCCUGGAUACGUUGUGUAGCAGACAUUGCAGUGACGAAUCUUCGCUUAAGAGCAAGGAAUACUGCUCAGAGUUCUGUGAGCUGGUCGAGGAAUACACAGGACAAUGGCAGGUUCCUCUCCCUCAGCUGAAGGUGCUGCGUACAGCGCUAAACAGUUUCACCAAAGCCACUGCUCCCUUCCCUGAUGACUGUCAGCAUAUUCAUUACGUUCUCAGCAGUCUGGCUUUGAGCUUCUUUGAAUUACUGCUGUUUUUUGGCAAAGAAGAAUUUGUGGAAGACCCUUUAAAGGACAUCAUUGAUUGCUUUCAGGAGUGUCACACUCAGCUCCUGAGGCACCGAAACAGCUAUCUUCAUCAAGUAAAGCACAUCAUCAAAUCAGGAGGACCAUGGGAGAAUCCAGUACUGCAAAAAAUCCUGAAGGAGGCAGACCUUCAACCAAAUGAAGUGGAGGAAUACUUGAGCUCACAGUUGCCUGUGUUUCUGGAGCUCCGGGUCCGUUACCUGCAGGCCUGUGAACGGCUGAAGGAGGCUAUGGCUCUGUCGAAGAGCUGCCUUGAGAAUCAUGAAGCUGGGAAACACCUGUUCUUCCAUCAGGCUUACCUGACCUGCCUCUACAAGGCCUCACUGCAUGAACACCUUCACAAGGAGAUGGCAGAGAUCGAUGGCCGGGAUGCAGUGGAGAUCAUCUGUAACACGGAGCGAGUUGAAAAAGACGAAGUCCUGUUGUCACUCUGUAAAGCUUUUCUGACGCAGUACUUACACAACGGCGACAUGUAUUACAUCUGGGACCUGCUCUUCAUUUGGAGUCGACUGCAUCUGAGGGCUCAUCCAUCCAGAGAAGGUUUCCUGGCUGAGUGCUUAUCGCUGGCCUCCUCUGCCACCAAUGUCAGAGCCAUCUUCCCUUUCAUCAAACUGGUCACCACCGAGGUCGGAGGUGAAGGGGUCGAGGUCUGCCUGGAGCUGUGUGCCAGAGCCCUGCAGUUGUGUGACGCCCAGGACGACUCCGAGACUCGCUCAUUGGUCUGCAAAACCAUCGCUUUCCUCCUGCCUCAUGAUCUGGAGAUCUGUCGGGCGUCUGCUCUGCUGGCCUUCUGUCAGGAACGCAGCCUGGAGGCUUACCGAACGGUCUGCCUGCUGUAUAUGCAUCCUGAUGAGGAGCCCCAUCCACACAACAGCACUGUUCGGACCAAUGUUCGCUUUCAUAUCCUUCAGUUGUUGAAGGAGCGUCUGUGCUUCGACCCAGAGUUCUGGAACCUCCUGACACUAAGGACGUAUUGCUUGGAGCUGCUCAACGACAACGUCAUAAAGGCUGUAGUCUUAAGUGAGAUGAAGGAGGAAGAAGAAAAGCAGUUGAAUGAAGAGGUCUCAAAAAAUAGUUCAGACGAGUCCUGCACCAGAGAAGCCAGUUUCCCCCAAAGCACUGAAGCCCCACCUGUGAGUCAUGACCUCAUCAAAGAGCAAGAUGACAACUGCGCAGAAAAACAUGUUUCCCCACCAAAGCGUGCUCUGUGGCCUGUGAAAAAAGUGAGGAAAAGGGGGAGACCGCGAAAACAGGUGCCCGUGUCUGAUGAUGAGGCGGAGAAUGGUGACGAUCCAGAGUACAAGUACACUCUGAAAUCCACUUGUUUAGUCAACAAGCCUUUUUAUUCACUAAGACGAAGUAAGGCUAACAUGGACGUUUCUGGAUCCACGAGGUCCACUCUGAACCAGAGCAGGGAGUACCUGUCCAGAUGUGUGAAAAAUCAAAUCUUAAACAGGAAAGGUCGGAGAAGGCUGUGGUUGCCAGUUCUUCCCAAAGAGUGCAUAGUGUUCAUAGGAAAGAAGAGAGGAAGGAAGCCUUUCGCCCGACUGGAAUACUUUUAUCCUGAUAAUGAAAUAUUGCUUUCAGACGAGGGGCCUGGUUCAGAGGAGGUAUCUGAAAGAGAAGUCGGGGAACCGGACUUUUCCGAAGAGAAGGAAAAUAACAUUUUGCAAACAACAGAUCACGAAAAUCAAAGUGAACAUUGGGAAAAUUCUGACUUGGUUCCUGUCAAAGAUAAUGAACAUAUCACAGACGAACCACUGGUUAGUGAAGCCCCUGCUCCUGCUGUUGAAGGUGACCCGGAGCUUGAUGGACCACCUUUAAAGUUCCUGGAGUGUCCCGUAGAGAGCCUGCACUGUUAUUGUCUUAUCAUUGAAAAGUCCAACAGUGACCACCAGGGGCCUGAGGAAUCCUCAGUACCAGAUGAGCUCAAUGGUGACAUCAAACCAGAACCAUGUUCUCCAGAGGAAACUGGUGUCUCAAACGCUGAGCAGAAAACCAAGAGAACGUGGAAGGAAAAACUUCUUCGUACUCAACAGUUUUCACAUAUGAAGCAUCACUGCAGUAUCUGCGGCAAAGACUACAAAGGCCUGAAUAUUAUGCGGCACGCAAUAUCGCACCUCAAGAGGCGCAGGUUAAAGUGUAUACUGUGCGGAAAGCGCUUUAAACACGUUUCAUUUGCCAAAAAGCACAUUUUGGACCACUUUGACAAGAUGUGCAAAGAAAAGGAGCCGUGUGUCGAGGAACCUCCAGCCGUCAAUGGUUUAGUAGAAAACAAGGAACAACAGACUGAGACUCAGAUUUCACAAGAGGAAGUUCAACGGAAAACUGCGACCAAAAUUAGAGUUUCAGACCUCAGUAGGGAGCAGAGAAUCAUCCGCAACAUCCGCACUCUCGUCAAGAAGACUGCGUUGCUACACAAAAAGUGCACGGACCCGGAGUCUGAUUUCCAAGAUGAACAGGUUGUCAUUGAAGACGGCCAAGUCUUUAUUAAAGUUCCCUCUGUGACUGAAAACAGCGAGGGAGGUGAACAGGGUAACAAAAACGCAGAGGGAGAGAAUGGCGUCGAUGUGGUCAGGGACACGUAUUACUUAUGUCCCUCAGAGUCCUGCGACCGCGUGUUUUUAAGGAGCAACAACACGCUCAUCAGGCAUGCCAUCAAAAGCCACAUUAAUGAAGAGAGUGUGUUGGAAAAGACAUUCGUUUGGGCCAACAAGAAGUGCAAACUCUGCUUCAGGCAGUUACAGUUUCUCCAGCAUUACAAGGAGCACAUGAAGUUCCACGACGAUCCUCUCCAACACUUCUGUUACCACCUCGAAUGUAACCAGCGCUUCGGCACACAACAGGAACUCAAGGACCACAUCGCCACUCACAAUCCGUUCCAGCCACAGUGUCGCUUCAUGGGCUGUGAGAAGCUCUUCUCCAAUCUCCAGAGCCUCUACGACCACGAAUGGAGGCACUACAACCCUGCACCUCAGAGGGACGAGCUGGAGCACGGAGGUAGAAAGGAGGUACAAAAUCCCGAAGCUCCGUGGAAGCAGAGGUUGAAAGUGGAGGAGCUGUGGUUGCAGGUGAAGAAGGACAAGAGGGACAGUCCAACCCCAGAGCACGCUGCGGCUUUACCUGUGGAGAAACUUGGGGGAGUGAGCAAAGGUCUCGAGGAGAGUUGUGAAGUCAGCGAUGAAAACAUGUCUGGGCCCUCAGAAAACGGCAAACCUCUGACAAAUGGACACGAGAAAGAGUCAGAAUUCCCUUCCGCUGAUGACGUCAGUGCUACUGAGACCAGUCCGACGGCCAAGUGCCAGAACAAACCACUGUACGAGCCGGAUCCUUUGAAUGUCAAGGAAGCCAUCAAUAUAGCCACGAUGGUCGAGGGAGUCCAGCAGAAACUGGGAGAGCCGCACAUCACCGAACACAAAACCUUCAAACCCGAAGACCCUGUCUACGCCACCUUCGUCAAAGCUCCCUUUGUCAGGCCUCCGCCCUGCACGUACCUGAACGAAUCUGUUCUCUCGAUGCGCAAGCGAAGACCGGCAGAAGAACAGCAGGUCGUACCCAGAAAAACUGUCAACUGGAACCAUAGGAAAAAGAAGGAUCUAGAGAAGCAGCAGGAGCCGGAGGACAAGACCCCUGAGCCGAAGGUCAGACAUCGGUGCAGCAAAUGUUUGUCUUCCUACGCCAGCCUGAAGGAACUGCAGCAGCACGAGGCCCUCAACACCUGCUCCUCACUCUUUGGCUUUGACUCGGAUGAUGAAAGUUAGUUGACUUGUCAUUCUCUCAUACCGAACUUUAAAUCGUUAGUGUAAAUAUUUUUUAACUUCUUACACCACUUCAUAAUACAAUCUUUAGGUUGCUAGUGCAGAAGGAGCAGGAAGACUUUUGAUGUUUGUCCACUGGCUCAGGUUAAAAACCUUCACCUAAAGUUAUCACUCUCUAACAGCAUAAAGCUUCCUUCACACAUUUGUGUUGUUUCUGAUUUAGACCAAAGAAAGGCGGUAUUAUAGCGUAGCACUCCGAAGUCUGACCCCUACUGGACACAGGGGACAAAGUAUCUAAACUUGUGAGAGAUGUUGGUUUUUACUUUUCUUGCACAAAAACACAUUUGUGUUGCCUAGCACUUAACGUAAUAAUAUUGUGAGCACAUUGAGACCAAAAGCAGGGUCUAAAACUGGCACUGAGUUCAGAUGUGUGUUGAAACGGCAACGACUUAACAGUCAACCUUGUACUGACAGUCAUCCUCACAGAGUUCACCUGUAAGAUCCAUCAUGAGAGGUCGACUUAACAAAACUGCCUUUGUUUAUCUUGGACCCUCAUCAUUAACCUUAAGAAAACAGUAAUUUAAACCUUGUUUAAAUUUUUUAUUUAUAUUUAGACAGCUGUCCCAGAGCAUCUAUGACGUGGUCUGCGAUCCCUUCGACAGCCAGUACUGUUGACUCACAGUACAUGCCUGAGUCUUUAAUUAUCUUUAAAUUAGGACUCAAUGCAGGUUAAACCUGUUUGAGCCUCACAAACUUAUUUUGUUUUAUUUAUUAUUUAUAAAAUCAGGAAGCUUAUUUUAAUAACUUGUGUUCUUAACAGUAUUAAUGGUAGGGAAACAGUACAGGUGGAAAUCUGUACAGGGGACAAAUGUUAGUCUUCCAAAUAAAUCAUUCAUUCGAUGAAAAUGGAUCAUGGACAUGAUCAACAGUGAUACAGUACCAAUGAUGUAAUUCUGCCUCCAUGACAUUCACUGUUAUUAUUUCUUCCGAAUGUUACCUGUGCCAAAAUGAAAAUGUCGUCACCAGUGGAUACUUUGAUCUUUAAAGUUCUGCAUCGCAACAAUUAUGUAUUUUAUUGUUUAAAAUAUUUAACAAUUGUCUAAGUAUGUACAGAUUUUCAUAAUGGUUGAUCUGCCUGAAAAUUUGUGGUUGUAUUGUUUGAAAACUGUGCACUUAAAUCUGAUUAUUUAUAUGUACAUUUGUGAAUAGUCUGGAUUUGUAAAAGUUACAUUUUCAUAUCUAUUUUUCUUAUUAAAAAAUGUGAAAGAAUCUGAUUGAAUGGAGAAAUAUUUUUUAAGUUUUUUUGUUUUCAUACUUACAUACCAAAAAAAAUGUAAAGGCACCAUACACAAGGUAUUUCACAAAAUUCCAGGGAGACGUCAAGUCGAGAAUCGGUUCAGCCUUUAUUGUAUUCAGCAUUGCAUAUUUAUUAACUCUUUAUUAACUCUAUUGCUUUAAUAACCCUCACAGCAGAGGUCAACAGUACGUUUAUCAAAAUUGCUUUUCAAAAAGGUUUUUGCAUCACAUUUUCUUGGUAAAUGAGGUCAUUUAGAAAAGAAAUGCAAAAAAAAAACA
Cynoglossus semilaevis (tongue sole) is the source of this 5748-nucleotide messenger RNA. RefSeq names its product zinc finger protein 292. The coding region runs from base 16 to 4176 and encodes 1386 amino acids. The transcript has 11 exons. Gene Ontology annotation, cellular component: nucleus. Gene Ontology annotation, molecular function: DNA-binding transcription factor activity, RNA polymerase II-specific; DNA binding. Gene Ontology annotation, biological process: regulation of transcription by RNA polymerase II. The record is from RefSeq and is a predicted model, not a curated record. NCBI's taxonomy places the organism in Eukaryota, Metazoa, Chordata, Actinopteri, Pleuronectiformes, Cynoglossidae.